Rotaria sp. Silwood2 is the source of this 680-nucleotide messenger RNA. The record is from the annotation of a GenBank genome assembly. Lineage: Eukaryota; Metazoa; Rotifera; Eurotatoria; Philodinida; Philodinidae.
GUCUAAUACGACCUAUAGAGCUGAAAUUUUUACCAGAAGCAUAUCUCACUAAGAUCACUCAUCCCUGAAAAUUUCAGCUCAAGCGGACCAUCCUAAGUGGGAGAUUUUUUCUGAGGGGGGGGGGUCCCCUUAAGUAAGGCUGCAUACUUGAAUAAUAUUAUUAAAUAUUUUCAUAUGUACUUUUGAGAAUAAAUAAAAUUAACUAUUUUAUUAAAAAAAUCCAAUAGAAGACAAUGUGUUUAUCAUUUUUGUUUUUUCUUUUCAGUAUUCCAAAUGUUCAAUCUAUAAACGAAGAUGAUUUACCUAGAGUAGCAUCAUUAAAAAUAUUCGAUUUGUACAUAUUGACACAAUGUGAUAUUGAUUCACUUGGUCUUAUUCUUGAUUGUAUGCCUAAUCUUCAAGAAUUUAGUUUUACACUUAUCGUUGAACAUCUUCAUACACCAUUUAUUGAUGUCUUACUCAAUGGAAAUAACUGGCAACAAAUGUUGACAAGUCAUGUAUCACAUUUGACCAAAUUCGAUAUUCAUAUGUCUUUUUUAACACACGAUGGACUAGUCAAUUCCAAAUUGAUUCUUGAUUCAUUUCGAUGUUUUUGCACACAAUAUAAUGGUUGGCAUAUGGCUAUUAGUCGAUGGAAAACUUUUCAAGAUUUUAUACUCUGUAAGUCAAAGAAAUCAUGA